This is a messenger RNA of Erinaceus europaeus (western European hedgehog), 2929 nucleotides long. RefSeq names its product histone-lysine N-methyltransferase EHMT1. The record is from RefSeq and is a predicted model, not a curated record. The transcript has 17 exons. Bases 458 to 2914 code for a protein of 818 amino acids. Gene Ontology annotation, molecular function: zinc ion binding; p53 binding; protein-lysine N-methyltransferase activity. NCBI's taxonomy places the organism in Eukaryota, Metazoa, Chordata, Mammalia, Eulipotyphla, Erinaceidae.
GGAGGGGCGGGGCCACGCUGCGGGCCCGGGCCAUGGCCGCCGCCGACGCCGAGGCAGUUCUGGCUAAGAGUGAGAUGAAGCAGGAUUGCUGCAUGAAAACUGAGCUUCUGGCAGAAGGCCAAGAAGAGAUCAACUGUGGUUAUAAAUUUAUCAAUCAAAUACCUUGGAAAUGCCCAACAAUCUAGUUGAAAAAGAAAACAUAAGCAACCAGCAUCACAAUCUUCCAGCCGUACUGUUCUAAAUAUCUUAACAGAGAUUAAAAGAUGCAAAAAGGGGAACACAGCCCACAGUGACAAGAAAAAAACUGAAUAGAACACCCAGAAAGGAUAAGAGAUGAUGGAACUACCAGAUCUGAAUGUCAAAGGACAUUUUACUUGGAUAACAGAAUUUAGCCUUACUAAUAAGGUGGCAUUAGUAACUUGCAUGCUCAUCUAAGAACUCUUCACCUGAGGUCUCUAUGGCUGCUGAUGAAGGCUCAGCAGAGAAGCAGGGAGGAGAGACCCCUUCAACUACAGAUGGUGAAGCCAACGGAUCCUGUGAGCAGAGCGAUGCAAGCAGUCAUCUAAAUGCAGUGAAACAUACUCAGGAAAGUACAAAAGUCAGCCCACAGGAAGGCUCUAAGAAGCUAGCCCGAAUAUCGGAAAAUGGGAUUUCAGAAAGAGACAUAGAAGUGGGGAAGCAAAACCACGUGAGAGCGGAUGACUUCACACAGACUUCCGUCAUUGGGAGCAAUGGGUUCUUCCUGAGUAAGCCCACCCUGCAGGAGCCGCCCUUACGGAUUACCAGCACUUUGGCUUCUUCACUUCCUGGUCAUGCUGCAAAGACCCUUCCCGGAGGAGCUGGCAAGGGGAGGACUCCCAGUAUGUGUCCCCAGAUGCCAACUACAGCACCAGCCAAGCUUGGGGAAGGCAGCAAAGACACAGAAGAAAAGAAGCCCGCGGUUCCUGGUGCUGAUGUCAAGGUUCACAGGGCACGGAAGACCAUGCCUAAGUCCAUCCUGGGUCUGCAUGCAGCCAGUAAAGAUUCCAGAGAAGCUCGAGAGCACGAGGAGCCAAAAGAGGACAUGAACACAAGCAUUUCUGAUUUUGGACGACAGCAGCUUUUAUCCCCCUUCCCAUCCCUUCACCAGUCGCUACCUCAGAACCAGUGCUACAUGGCCACCACAAAGUCACAGACAGCUUGCUUGCCUUUUGUUUUAGCAGCUGCAGUGUCUCGGAAGAAAAAACGAAGAAUGGGAACCUAUAGCCUGGUUCCUAAGAAAAAGACCAAAGUAUUAAAGCAGAGGACGGUGAUUGAGAUGUUUAAGAGUAUAACUCAUUCCACUGUGGGGCCCAAGGGUGAGAAGGACCUGAGUGACAGCACCCUUCAUGUGAAUGGCGAAAGCCUGGAGAUGGACUCGGAUGAAGAUGACUCAGAGGAGCUGGAUGAGGACGAGGACCAUGGAGCCAAGCAGGCAGUGGCAGCAUUCCCCACAGAGGACAGUAGGACAUCCAAAGAGAGUAUGUCUGAAACUGAACGUGCCCAGAAGAUGGACGGCGAGUCUGAAGAGGAACAGGAGUCGGCCGGCACCGGGGAGGAGGAGGAGGAUGGAGACGAGUCUGAUUUGAGUUCUGAGUGUAGCAUCAAGAAGAAACUCCUCAAGCGGAGAGGGAAGCCCGACAGCCCCUGGAUCAAGCCAGCCAGGAAAAGGAGGCGGAAAAGUAAAAAGAAGCCAAGCAGUGGUCCAGGUUCUGACGCGUACGCAUCAUCCUCAGGAAGCGCAGAGCAGGCGGUGCCAGGAGACAGCACGGGCUACAUGGAUCUGGACUCCCUGGAUCUGCAUGUCAAGGGGACACUGUCCUCACAAGCAGAAGGACUGGCCAACGGACCUGAGGUGGUGGAGACGGAUGGCCUCCAGGAGGUGCCCCUCUGCAGCUGCCGUAUGGAAACCCCAAAAAGCCGAGAGAUCACCACUCUGGCCAACAACCAGUGCAUGGCUACAGAGUGUGUAGACCAUGAGCUGGGCAGGUGCACAAACAGUGUGGUCAAGCAUGAGCUAAUGCGUCCAUCCAGCAAGGCGCCACUCCUGGUGCUGUGUGAAGACCAUCGGGGCCGCAUGGUGAAGCACCAGUGCUGUCCCGGCUGUGGCUACUUCUGCACAGCAGGCAAUUUUAUGGAAUGUCAGCCUGAGAGUAGCAUCUCUCACCGUUUCCACAAAGACUGUGCCUCUCGAGUCAAUAAUGCCAGCUAUUGUCCCCACUGCGGGGAGGAGAUCUCUAAGGCCAAAGAGGUGACUAUCGCAAAAGCAGACACGACCUCGACCGUGACGCUGGCCCCUGGACAGGAGAAGAGCUCCUUGGGGGAAGGCAGGGCCGACACUACCACAGGCAGCGCUGUUGGACCCCUGCUCUCCGAGGAUGACAAGCCACAAAGCACAGCUGCCCAGGCCCCUGAAGGCUCCGACCUAUCUGGGCAAGUCGGACUCACAAAGCCGACGCCCAGCCUUUCCCAGGGACCAGGAAAGGAGACCUUGGAAAGUGCUCUCAUUGCUCUGGACUCAGAGAAGCCCAAGAAGCUCCGCUUCCACCCGAAGCAGCUGUACUUCUCAGCCAGGCAGGGGGAGCUGCAGAAGGUGCUUCUCAUGUUGGUUGAUGGAAUCGACCCUAACUUCAAAAUGGAGCACCAGAACAAGCGCUCCCCUCUGCAUGCCGCAGCUGAGGCUGGCCACGUGGAUAUCUGCCACAUGCUGAUCCAGGCGGGUGCAAAUAUUGACACAUGCUCAGAAGACCAGAGGACCCCAUUGAUGGAGGCAGCUGAGAACAAUCACUUGGAUGCAGUGAAGUAUCUCAUCAAAGCUGGGGCUCUUGUGGAUCCCAAGGUAUGCUCUCGGGUACAGAAUCACAGUUGUGUACAAGUGUCUCAUAAUGAUGUAUAGGGAUCAAUAAUCCCC